Messenger RNA from Balaenoptera acutorostrata (minke whale), 3976 nucleotides. RefSeq names its product synaptic vesicle glycoprotein 2C (gene SV2C). Gene Ontology annotation, cellular component: membrane. The transcript has 13 exons. Bases 213 to 2390 code for a protein of 725 amino acids. NCBI's taxonomy places the organism in Eukaryota, Metazoa, Chordata, Mammalia, Artiodactyla, Balaenopteridae. The record is from RefSeq and is a predicted model, not a curated record. Gene Ontology annotation, molecular function: transmembrane transporter activity. Gene Ontology annotation, biological process: transmembrane transport; chemical synaptic transmission.
GCUGCAGGAGAGAGCGGCAGACGGAGGCGGCCCCGAGGAGCGAGCCCGAGCGGCGGCCGCCGGUGAAGCGCUGACACCAUCCUGGGCAGGGGGUCCCCGGCGACUGGAGCGUUCCAUUUUGAACCCAAAGUGGAUAAUGCUGUCAGGACUGAACCACUGACCAGAGUCUGUGAAAAAUUCCCAUCUUCUCAUUGGCCAUCAGUUGUGGUAAGAUGGAAGACUCCUAUAAGGAUAGGACUUCACUGAUGAAGGGUGCCAAGGACAUUGCCAGAGAGGUGAAGAAACAGACUGUAAAGAAGGUGAAUCAAGCAGUGGACCGGGCCCAGGAUGAAUACGCCCAGAGGUCCUACAGUCGGUUCCAAGACGAGGAAGAGGAUGAUGACGACUACCCACCGGGAGAAACCUAUAACGGGGAGGCCAAUGAUGAUGAGGGCUCCAGUGAAGCGACUGAGGGUCACGAUGAAGAUGAUGAAAUCUACGAAGGGGAGUAUCAGGGCAUCCCCAACAUGAACCAAGGGAAAGACAGCAUUGUGGCAGUGGGGCAGCCCAAGGGCGAUGAGUACAAGGACCGCCGGGAGCUGGAAUCAGAGAGGAGAGCUGACGAGGAAGAACUAGCCCAGCAGUAUGAGCUGAUAAUCCAAGAGUGUGGUCACGGCCGCUUUCAGUGGGCCCUUUUCUUUGUCCUGGGCAUGGCCUUGAUGGCGGAUGGCGUGGAGGUGUUUGUCGUGGGCUUUGUUUUGCCCAGCGCUGAGACAGACCUGUGCAUACCAGAUUCGGGAUCCGGAUGGCUAGGCAGCAUAGUGUACCUCGGGAUGAUGGUGGGGGCGUUCUUCUGGGGAGGAUUGGCAGACAAAGUGGGAAGGAAGCAGUCUCUUCUGAUUUGCAUGUCUAUCAACGGAUUCUUUGCCUUCCUUUCUUCAUUUGUCCAAGGUUAUGGCUUCUUUCUCUUCUGUCGCUUACUUUCUGGAUUCGGAAUUGGAGGAGCCAUUCCCACCGUGUUCUCCUACUUUGCUGAAGUGCUGGCCCGAGAGAAGCGGGGUGAGCAUCUGAGCUGGCUGUGCAUGUUCUGGAUGAUCGGCGGCAUCUACGCCUCUGCCAUGGCCUGGGCCAUCAUCCCACACUACGGAUGGAGCUUCAACAUGGGGUCCGCCUACGAGUUUCAUAGUUGGCGUGUGUUCAUCAUCGUCUGCGCCCUCCCCUGUGUCUCCUCAGUGGUGGCCCUCACGUUCAUGCCUGAAAGCCCACGGUUCUUGUUGGAGGUUGGAAAACAUGAUGAAGCCUGGAUGAUUCUGAAGUUAAUUCAUGACACAAACAUGAGAGCACGGGGUCAGCCUGAGAAAGUCUUCACGGUAAACAGAAUCAAAACUCCAAGACAAAUAGAUGAGCUGAUCGAAAUCGAGAGUGACACAGGAACAUGGUACAGGAGGUGUUUUGUUCGGAUCCGCACAGAACUGUAUGGGAUUUGGUUGACUUUUAUGAGCUGUUUCACCUACCCAGUCAAGAACAAUACCAUAAAGCUUACGAUUGUUUGGUUCACGCUGUCCUUUGGGUACUACGGAUUAUCCAUUUGGUUCCCUGAUGUCAUUAAACAUCUGCAGUCGAAUGUGUUGAAAGAUGUAGAUGACCCGACAGGAAAAUUUUCAAAUUUAACUACUAACUUUACGACGGCAAAUAAGAUUGUUACUGGACUGGAAUGGGACAAUGGCAGAUUCGAAGGGAUCAGGCUCAGAUCCAUAACUUUCAAAGAUUCGGUUUUUAAGUCCUGCACCUUUGAGGAUGUGACUUCAGUCAACACCUACUUCAAGAACUGCAUGUUUAUUAAUACUGUUUUUAACAACACAGAUUUUGAGCCAUAUAAAUUCAUUAACUGCGAAUUUCAAAACUGCACAUUUUUGCACAACAAGACAGGAUGCCGCAUUACCUUUGAAGAUGACUAUGGUGCCUACUGGAUUUAUUUUGUCAACUUCCUGGGGACACUGGCAGUGUUGCCAGGGAACAUCGUGUCUGCUCUCCUAAUGGACAGAAUCGGGCGCUUAACGAUGCUAGGUGGCUCUAUGGUGCUUUCAGGGAUCAGCUGUUUCUUCCUUUGGUUUGGCACCAGCGAAUCCAUGAUGAUAGGCAUGCUGUGUCUGUACAAUGGGUUGACCAUCUCGGCCUGGAACUCUCUUGAUGUGGUCACUGUGGAACUGUACCCUACAGAUCGGAGGGCAACAGGCUUUGGCUUCUUGAACGCGCUGUGCAAAGCAGCGGCCGUCCUCGGAAACUUAAUAUUCGGCUCCCUGGUCAGCAUCACCAAAGCGAUCCCCAUCCUGCUGGCCUCCACCGUGCUCGUGUGUGGAGGGCUGGUGGGGUUGCGCCUGCCUGACACACGAACCCAGGUCCUGAUGUAACGGAAAAAAAGCCAUCCGUCCUGUGUUUCUUUCUGCUGCCCCAUGUCAACUCUCCCGACUGACUCAAGGCUCCAGCUUUUUCAGAUACAGAAAAGCGGUCAAAUCCCAAAACAGUAAUUCUUGCUGCGACUAAAAUUUAGAUGCGUACCAUCUCGCCCCUUAAAUGUGAUUUUGCAGUUUGUUUGUUUGUUUUCAUGCAUCGUUGUCUUUCCUAACUGUGAUGCUACUGCCUUCCAGAAAUCAGUGGAAGGAUUUUUUUAAAUGUGCUGGUCAGCCGGGCCUUCCUGAGCUUCUGCUCGCUGCAGGUUCAGAAGCUAAGAAGAGGACAGCGCUGCUGUAAGAAAUAGAUCCUGCUCCUAAUGCAACAUUCACGGGAAAGAUAAGUGGGCGUAUUAUCACAUUUGUGCUGAGGAGAGGGAUUCUUUUCUUUUUUUCAAACAGAGUGAUAUUUCCUGUUUACUUAGAAAAGGACACCCAGCAAUUCUUGCUGUUACAGCAGGGCCUUUCAAAAAAAAAAAAAAAAAAAAACACCACGUGACACCAAACAGAGCUGGGUGGGGCUCUUUCAGGCUUGACAGUUAACGUUGACUGUCUCUGCUGACAAGAAAAAUAGGGGCUCUGCUGUUGGCAGCAAAGAUCUCUGAGCUGCUUGAGCAAGACUUCUGCUAGAAAGCCCCCGGUGAAACUUCUGAAAAGUACGAGGAAAAAGGCCUGUAAUUAUGUCUGUGACUGUGGCAUGUGGUUCAGAAUAUUAGAAAGUCAGAGCUCAGGGGGAUCGUGGGCCGACAUUCAUCCCCACCCGCCACCCCACCCCCAGCUGCCAUUGACCUUGCCAGGUAGCAGAUUCAAGGGGAAAAAGCCACUUUCUAACUGGGUCUGCCCACCUGAUUCUGCCCUUCACCCAAACUCUCUCAUCUAGAGAUUGUCAGUCAUCUGAGUGGUUGUAAAUUGAAAAUGAGGAAGAAAGUCACACCUAAAUCCAUUUGUAAAUGCCAAGUGAUACCUCGAGGGGUAUCCUGAGGGCCGGUACCCCUGGGGAGUUGACAUUGGACUUCCUACUAGCAACGCAUAUGGCUUGGCUGGACCAGUGCGCUGGUCGGUGUGUUCUGGCUAACGCCUCAGUGUGAAAUCACAGCCUGCUGUGCUCCAAGGGGCCCUCGGGCAGACAAGGGCAGCAUCUCCUGGUGGGUCUGGCUGCUCAUGUUACCUCUGGAGUCCGCCUGGGCCUGAAGAGAGAGGUCGGCAGGACAUUCCCAUGGCUGUCAGCUCUGUGACCUUCUCACCCCUGGGGCUGCCCCUCCCCCACGCUGGUCCUUUUUACUCAUCUUUGAAAUCUGAAGCCUCCAGGUAGACUUGCAGCCAGGAAUAAAUCCCAUAUUAAAACAAUAGUCCUUUUUUAAACUCUCCAUGUCUUGUUAGAGGGUUAUUCUUAUUACUUAUUGUAGGCGUUUCCAACAGGCCGCGGCCCUGGGGCCUCCAGGAAGGGAGAGCCUUUGUUUCCAAUAGUCAUUACAUUCAAAGAUGUCUUAACCCCACAGACCGCUCCGCCUCUCUCUCCCCUUCCUCCUGAUCCUCCGAGAGCCCCA